AUGUGGCUGUCACUGGGAGGAGCGCCCUCCCGUGAUGUUCUCCUGGUCUCAGCCAUCAUCACCAUCAGCCUUAGUGUCACCAUCGUCCUGUGUGGGAUCUGUCAGUGGUGCCAGCGCAAACUGGGUAAACGUUACAAGAACUCCCUGGAGACGGUGGGGACCCCAGACUCCAGCCGAGGCCGAAGUGAGAAGAAAACCAUCAAUGAUCUAGACAGAGACUUUUGGAAUAACAAUGACAACACAGUGCAGCAGAAAUGGAGUUCCUACCCUCCCAAGGAGUUUAUACUAAACAUUUCACCUUACGCCCCAUACGGUGAUCCACGGCUUUCCCUCAAUGGCUCCCUGCUGUCCGGCGCUAAGUUGGCUGCCUCUGCCACGGCGGGGUUGGCGGGGGAGCGAGAAGGACGCCUGGGGGAGAAGCAGCAGCUCCGAGAGGACGGCAUGAAGAGCAGCCUGUCUGCCCACAGCGACCCCAGCAAUGGGAAGGCGGGGAAAGGCCGAUGGCACACGGUGCAGAGCCACCUAGCAGCAGGGAAGCUCAGCCUAUCCAAUUUUGAGGACUCCACCAUGUCCACAGCCACUACCCUUGAGUAUAUCCCCACCUCAGCAGGAGACCCAAAAUGCCAGCGCCCCCGCACCCUGAUGCGCCAGCAGAGCCUCCAGCAGCCUCUCAGCCAGCACCAGAAAGCCAACCACAACCAGCCCACUACCAGCCAGAGCCUGGGCCACCUCCAGUCCCACACCAGCUCCUCUUCCAGCGCCGGCAACGCCCGGGGCUACCGGAGCGGCCAGUCGCGCCAGGGCACCUCGGCUGGCUUCAAGCACCGCACGGCUGGGGGCCGGAGCCGCUCAAACCCAGGGAGCUGGGACCAUGUAGUGGGGCAGAUUCGCAACCGAGGCUUGGACAUGAAGUCCUUCCUGGAAGGCCGGAUGGUGGUGUUAUCUCUGGUUUUGGGACUCUCGGAACAGGACGACUUUGCCAAUAUACCAGAUCUGCAAACCACGGGGAACCAGCAGAACCAGAACACUCAGGGGGACAAGAGGUUACCACCCACUGGCAAGACAGCAAAUGCAGCUCCCGCACCUGGGCAGACACAGCAUGAUGAGUCUGACCGCAAAACAGAGCCUCGUUCCUCCGUCUCAGACCUGGUGAACUCCCUGACCAGCGAGAUGCUAAUGCUCUCCCCAGGCUCUGAGGACGAUGAAGGGCAUGAAGGUGCCAGCAGGGAGAACCUGGGCCGUAUCCAGUUCAGUGUCGGCUACAACUUCCAGGAAUCCACCCUCACUGUCAAGAUCAUAAAGGCUCAGGAGCUGCCGGCCAAGGACUUCAGUGGCACGAGUGACCCUUUUGUCAAGAUCUACCUGCUCCCUGACAAAAAGCACAAGCUAGAGACCAAGGUGAAGCGGAAGAACCUGAACCCACACUGGAACGAGACCUUCCUCUUUGAAGGCUUUCCAUACGAAAAGGUGGUGCAGCGGGUGCUGUAUCUCCAGGUGCUGGACUAUGAUCGCUUCAGUCGUAACGACCCCAUUGGGGAAGUGUCUGUUCCUCUCAACAAAAUAGACCUGACCCAGAUGCAGACAUUCUGGAAGGAUCUGAAACCCUGCAGUGACGGGAGUGGAAGCCGAGGAGAACUCCUCCUGUCCCUUUGUUACAACCCUUCUGCUAAUUCCAUUGUCGUGAAUAUCAUCAAAGCACGGAAUCUUAAAGCCAUGGACAUUGGAGGCACCUCAGACCCUUACGUGAAGGUGUGGCUGAUGCACAAGGACAAAAGGGUGGAAAAGAAGAAGACUGUGGUAAUGAAGCGGUGCCUGAACCCCGUCUUCAAUGAGUCCUUCAUCUUUGACAUCCCCACUGAGAGGCUGCGAGAGACAACCAUUGUCAUCACUGUCAUGGACAAGGACAAGCUGAGCCGCAAUGAUGUCAUUGGCAAGAUUUACCUGUCCUGGAAAAGUGGCCCUGGUGAGGUGAAGCACUGGAAGGACAUGAUUGCCCAUCCCCGGCAGGCCGUGGCACAGUGGCACCAACUGAAGGCCUGAGUGGCAGCGGCCAAGGACUCUGUCUGGGUUCCACCGCUCCGAGUCAACGUUUAUUGGCCAUGCUCUCACCACUUUAUGCACAACCAAGGUGCCCAGGCCUCCCUCAUGGGGAAGAGCUCGGGCCUGAUGAGGAGCCAAGGGACUGAAGCUGGCGACGUUUCCAAACUCUGGGAAGCGGCGUUGGCGCCCGCCACGCCCCAUGGGCACAUAGCCCCACCGGGAGCAUCUUUACUGCCCAACUUCCUGCUUUAGCCUUUCCUUUUGACUCGUAACGUGAAGAGAGAGUGAGAAAGAGAGAGAAGAGACCCCCAAGCAGCCCUUUCAGAGGGCAGGAGCCUGGGUGCUGGUUUGUUUUAGCUCAUGGAGGCAGGGAGGGGCAGAGAAGUGGCAUUGGCGCGUCUGGCUCCAUGAGGCGGCAAGAGGAAGAGACCUCCAACAAGUUCUUCCAGCCAAACACCUGUUGGGAGUGCUCCCCUGCUCCAUUGCGAGAAAGCCGGUGCCCCCUCAGCCUGUGGAGGUGGGCUAGUGACCUCCAUCUCCUUGAGGUCAUUUCUUUUUAAUUCAAUAAAACUUGUAAGAGUAAUAAGAAUAAUAUAAGUAAUAGCGGCUAGAGCCUUCGUCCCGGCCGGGGGCGGGGGAGGAGCUGCACUGCUCCAAUGGCCUCCUGUGCAUUUGCUGUGUCCUUGUAAGCGUGUUGUAAGUGUCACACGUGUGUGUGCAGGUUGCUCACAUCUCACUCUUUCUCUCUCUCUCUUUCUCUCUCUCUACCCCCACCCUGACCUGCGAGGUGAUCCCAGAUCGUGUUGGAAGGCAGUGGUUUCACUGCAGAUGUCUUUUUUCCCUUCAACUGGCCGGUGGGUGAGGCUGAAUGGAGAACUGAUGCCACAGGGGAAAGAGAGAGCGGGGUUGGUCUCUGCCACCAUCAGCCCCAUCAGUGCUCAGCAGGGAGAGAGAGAGGGAGCUGCAGUCUCCUCCAGCCACUCAGUGGCACGUGGGAUUGGAAGCCAUGACACACAGGUUGUUAGCCAAAGUGGACUCAUUUUUAGGGCUAGUGAAAGCUUAACUUUAGUCGCCCCCUUCUCUGGUUGACGAGAUGUGAAAGGAAAGUGCCCAGCUCUCCAGCACCACCUGAGAAAAGUUCAUCCCCUCCUGUUCCUCCACCCAGCUACCAGACAACCCAACCCCAAACAGUCCAAUCCCCAGUGUCUAAACCAACCCUGCUGCCCACCCAGCUACCAACCCUGCCUUCACUCCAGUGCAAGGUGCCCACCGCCCUGCCAGAACUGAGCUGCCCCUCCAAAGCCCCUUUGCCCACCUCCAAAGUCCCUCUUAGUUCCCAACCAGCACCUACAGCCCCCUCCACUCAAGCAAAAAUUAAGGAUGCUGCGUGCAAUGGGGCAACUUCUUCUCCCUGUGUAGGAGCUAGGUUUGGCCACCCUUCUAAAUCAGGUCAUGGCACCCCAGCAGGACAAUUAGAUGUGAACUGGGAGUGCCAUGGUGGGGCUGAAGUAGCAAGAGCCUACUUAUAGAAUCACUGUUCGGGACACCUCCCCAUAGAGAUCCAUUCAGCCUAAGCAUCACCCAGACCCUCCAUACCCACUGGGGAGGCAGUUCAGCACCAGGAACCACCUGCAGAAUUGCCAGGGAACAAAAACAAGAAGCAGUUUCUGAGCCUGGGCAUGGACAAGACAGGGAUGGUGCUCUGAGAGCAGAAAGACAGGGAUGCUGCCAAAACAGCAGCCAGGCCAAUACCUGUCAAGCCAGGAGAUGACCAGCCUUUCUGGUUUUACCCUGCCCUGUGAUCAGGAGUUGAGCCUGAGCACAAGCAUUCCAGAGAUGCUGCUACACUACUGUCUGCAGCACCCAGUGCUGGAAGAUGCUGGCUCUAGCCUUACUGUUGAAUGCUCCGCAGCCAAGGCUGCUGCCUCCUCUCCUCCAGCAUGUUGUGCUAGGGUUGUUUGGCAUGUGCUGAGGCCCACUGCCCCUGCAGCAUCCCUUGCCAACCCCUAUAUGUUGCCCACCCUUGGCACUAAGUCCACAAACACCUCCCUGACUAACAGGCCCCUCCCAGUCCCUGUGGAGCUGCAGUCAGUCACAGGAUGCCCCUUCCAGCUCCAGGGGGUGGACAUCCCCCGCUAUACAGCUAGCCAGGCUGUUGCUCAUCCUAUCUGCUGUCCAGGGUGAAGGUGAUGCUUGGCACUAGGAGCUACUGAGCAACCAGUGACAGUUGUGCUAGGCAAGUAACACUUGAUUGAAUGCCAGGGGCCAGUCUCCAAGAGCUGGCUCUGGAUUUGUUGGGCAGUGAUAAAACCAGAGGUUAUUGCAUGUCUGCCAAGUGCCCACCAGAUGGCGCCCUUGUACCAUAGUCAGAUCUGCACUGGGGCACUGCAGCAAGCCAUCCUGAAUGGGACAGGAUUUAAAUUUUUCUUUAAUGAGAUUUCAAGUCCAUCCCGUCUGGCAAGAAGGGUUGCUGGCCAGGCUUAGCCAGGCAGUGUCCCAGAGCCUGCCACCUUGCCAGCUGCCCUCAGAUCUGAACAGGGAGCUGCACACUGAAUUCCCACCUGGGCAGACACAGCUCAGUUCCUCAGACUGUGUGAAAGGCAGGAGACCAAGCAGUAUCAACCUGGCCUUUGCUUGCCCUCUGGCCAACUCUUGCUCCUGCUCAAUGGGUGUGACAUCGGUUAUGGGAUCCUGCAGCCCUGGCUCAUGGAAGGAAGGGAGGCCCUUAAGAGAGAAACCCAGAGGGAAGAGAGAUCCAGGGGAGAAGAGAGAAAGCCCUUGCAAGGAGAGGCCCAGGGCCCUGAAUGGGUGGGCUGCAUGGUGCCCUGGCAACAAAGACAGGAUUCAUAAGGAACAGAGUCCGGGGGGGGGGGCAUUGCCAUUGAUAUGUAGGGAUAUAGGAGCCAGGGGUGAGAACCUGGGGGUGUGGGGGAGAGGUCAGGGUUGUGCAGUGGAGUGAUAACUGGGAGUAAAAGUGCCCAGUGGGGCACUGGGGCUGAUAGGUAGGGGCAGAGGUCUUGGGGUAAGCAUUGGGGCUGUCAGGUGGGGUAGCAGGCCUGGGGGAGUGCACUGAGGUUGAUUAGUGGGGCCAGCGGGUGUGGGGAGGGGCUCGUAGGCUGAUCUGUGGAGUUGUGCCUGGCUGGCUGCUGGGGGAAUGAGUGGAGGGGUGAGAUGAGUUAUGGGGUGCCCAGGUGCUUGGGGUAGAUAAAUGUUUGAGCUGCUAUGUGCCAAGUAUGACCAGAGUACUAGUCAGUAGUGUCUCUUCCCCUUUCUCCAUUGCUGCUCCCCACCCCUGCUGCCGCCCCAUGCUGGCCAGAUUCCAGCGGGAACUUCAGGAGCUGAACAGCCCUUGGCCUCAUGGCCUGGGAGGACUGUGGAGGGAUGCUUAUAGCAACCAGUGCCUCACACUGGCUGGGAUCUCAGUGGAGUUGCCAGGUGAGGGGGAGCUUCCUCAGCCCUGCCUUUAGCAAAGUCCAGUCUGCCCCAUGACAGCCUCAGCACAGUCUGGCCUGGCCAGGGGGUGAGAAUCAUGCAGGUGUGUUUCCCUGCAUGACUGCAGCACCUAUUCAGUUUCCUGGUGAAGCUUUAUAACCUCUUAUGGCUGGGGAGAUCAAGGCAAGAGGGGACACUGGGUCCAUCCAUGGUGGAGAUCAUCAAUGCCAGUUUCCUUCUAGUUCCACCCUUGCUUCAGGCUUCAAGUCUUGACAUUGUUAUUCUCAAGUGGUCUCCAACUGUAUGUGGCAUGGAAAUCACACUAGGUUUGUGGCUUGAUCUCCUAAUGAGGGACAGUGCCAGGUACAUACUGUGCUCCUUUGCAAUCUGGCAGCAACCUCUGGUACUGCAGACCAAGAGGUGCAGUUGAUCACAGCUAGGGCUAAUGCGAUGGCUCUUAUGUGGAGCCUGGCAGUAGGCAAUUGCUUGACUGACCCAAGAGCACAUGCAGGUGGGGCACUGCAAAAUUGCAGUAGGUCACUCCUACUUAAAUUUGUUACAAGAUGGGCCACCGUGGUAUUGUUACACCGUUGACACAGCGUUUUCUGUGACCCGACCAGUAAAGUCCUGUUUGGACGUGCUUUCAGAUCAUUAGUCUUCCCUGAAAUCUCAGACCUCGCUGGUAGCCUAACACAUCUGUUAUUCUUCUGCCUGUGGUAAGACAAUUGGGGCUAUCUUAAUUGGACUUGGACAGGUUUUCUAGCAUUUAUAGUCUCCAGACUGGGCUAGUGCAGUGCCAUUUCUAUUGAAGAUCAUCUGGACACUACAGCUGGGGUGAAUAUGGCUGCUUGCUUAAUUAGCUAGGUUGGGCCCAAUAAGAACAUCACACUUGUUCUUCCAGAUUCCUAUGAGCCCCUCAGUGUGAUUCAGGGUGUUGACACUGAUCUUUAACUCCCAACCUGGCCUAGACCUUGGCUCCCUGCCAGAACCAAGAACAUUUCCUUGUGCACCAUUAUGUCACUCCCAGGUCGCUCGUGAGCUGAGAACAUCUUGCUUAGGAUAAAGGGCAUUCUCAAUGGAGGGCACUCAGAAUUCACUUCCCUUUCCAUCAGCCCAGCAGAAACCAGGGCAUUUCACCCUUUGGGCUUGAUGCACGAACCAUCUACUCUCUCAGGCCCUUCCUGAGUGGGGGUGGCUCUUAAGUGAUGUACAGUAGUUAGUCUAUUUUUAGGGAGUAAGAGUCUUCUAUUCUGUUGAUGUAGUUGCUGUGUGAUGGUAUUUUUUUCUAAACAAUGUACAGGCGCCUAGUAACAUUUGUGAUAGGCACGUUUUUACCGGUGUAACAAUAAAUAGUUGGGAAGGCUGGGAGAAGGCUCCAGAGUAAUGUGGGGGAGAGAUCUCAUUGGAAGGGUCGAUGGGUUUUGCGUUCUUUCUUGUUCCCCCAUGUUGUGGCAUCACUUCUUCUCAGCUGAGCCAUUUCUUCAAAGCCUAGAGGAAGUUUUGAUAGAUUUAUUUAUUGGGGGGGGGGGGGGGGGGGGAAGGAAGAAAAACCAUUACCAAGAGAGAAAGAGAUGGGGAGAAGCCAUUUAGCCAUCUGACCCAUUAGGUGAAAUAGUUACUGACUUAUUAAAGAAAUUAAAACCAAAACUGUAUUGACAGGGGCAGGGCAACCGCGUCUUUUUAUUUUUUGUGCUCUGCCCCUCAAGCUCUCAGCCAAUCAGAUGCAAGGAAACUUUCUAGAGGGAUUCUUUUUUGGAAAGGGGGACUUUCAUGUCAAACAAACUUGAAAAUACAUAACUUCCUGUCUCAGUAUUUGGUGUGAUCUGUGGUUAAGCAAGACAUUUUUUUUUUUUCCUUUCAGUCUUUUUUUUUUUUGCCUCUCCCUGAGCCUUCAGGAGAGUCAGAGCUAGAGCUAGUCAAACUAUGUUAUGAGUAAUUUUUGUUGUAAAGUUAGCUGCUUCUUAGAGUUAGCCAAUUGUUCAUGAACUACAUCCUCAUAGCUUCUGAAGUAUAUGUUGCUCGUAAGGAUUCACCAUCGCUUGGAUAAUUAGCAGACUGCCUCAACUCCUCUCUGUUAUUCGGUGUGUGUAAUUGGUCACCUAAAUCGCAUGAUAACUGUUUCUGCUUCACUGAUUGAAUGACCAAAACACUUUCAAGAGAAGAAAAAAAUGAAUAAAUAAACUUCCUUGGAUGUAUUUCUGCACCACGCUGUGCUAAAAUUGGCCUUUGACCAAACACAAAUUAUGGGUAAUACAACACCAUGAAUCAGAGUGAGCUGAAUUGGUCUCUUUUAGUCCCAAAAAUAUCCAAGAAUCAGGGUUUGUUUUUUCCAGUUCUACCAGCUCCAGUCAUAACUCUGCCUCUGUGGCAUCACUGGCUGAACUCAUGCUUACAGUUGUGAUGCCGCAAGGUUGCUUUCACUGGACAGCGGAAAAAGCAAAGGUGCAGGCUUCUUAUUCAAGUCUCAAAGAGCCCUCACAAUUAGGUCUAGGAAAAGCCACAGGACUCUCCACUAUGAAUGAGAGACAGGCAUGGAAAUUCAGGUCCCUAUUCCACUCAGACACUUAAGCUCAUGCGUAGCUCUCAGCGUGUGUGUAAAUUCAUGGGGAAAAAGUGCAUAUGCUUAAAAGCUGGUUUGGCACCACAGUAGAAAUAACAGUCACAAAUUACGGAGGUAUUCUGGGUCCAAAAUAACCUUUAUUGUCCCCAUUUUCGUGCAAGGAACUUGUUUGGGAUGUGAUAGCAAAGGCCAGUUUUGCCCAGAGCCACAGUCACAUCACAGCCAGCCUAAGCCCAACCAGUUGACUUUGGGAGUUAAAGUCAUCAUCUGUGGAGGAAUGAAAGUGAGAUCAACGCUGUGGGCUGUGUGUCUUCUGAGAGUCACUGCUCAACUCUGGUCUGAACUAUGACUCUGCAGCUCCCAAGAGUCUCAGUCAAACUGAUUCAUCUCUUCCCAGCACACCAGCCAACCCAGCCCGUGCAGUCGGGAUGAGGAACCGAGACUCCUGAAUUCUAUUUCCACUUCCACCGUGGAUUCACUGGAUGACACUGAGCAAGUCACUGCACUCAGAUACGACGCCGUUUCUUCCUCUGUAAAAUGGGGAUAACAACACUUAUGAUGUAGGGCUGGACUCAUGAAAUACAGAGAGAUACUUUACAGCGAAGGGCCAGGUAUAAUCCAUGCCACUGAAAUCACGACAUCUGUUCUUCCCGUGUCAGCCAUGUGAAAAACAUCAGCUAAUGCCCCAGGAAGAUGUAACACUAUGAAAGCAAUCUGAUUAUGCAUCAAACCGAAGUUUUGCCUGUGAUUGAACGUCCCUCUUCAAAGUGCUGGACAAUCUUGACAGAAGUAAUAAUAAUAAUUUUAAGAAUAUUUGUAUUUUUAUCAUAUUCUCUCUUUUUUUAUAUAAAAGAAAGAGAUUUAUAAACCUGGUGGAGGAGGGGAAGACAAGCUGAAUUGCUUUAAUCUGGACUGGCAAUGGCAAUGGUGGCUUUCACUGGCUCAUGACAGGUUGGGUAGUGGCAUAGAGGGCACAAUAUUUGCUGUUCAUUUAAUCAGGCAGUAGGAGUCUUAUGGUUAGAACAGAGGGGAGUAGGAGCCAGGAUUCCCAGGAUCUAUUCUUGGCUCUGCCACUGACUUGCUGCAUGACUUUGGGCAAGUCACUGAACCUUUCUGUGCCUCAGUUUCCCCACUUGUAAAAAUGGGGAUAAUAAUUCUUCCCUACCUCACAGGGAGGGUUGUGAGGCAAAUCUGAUCAGCCCCAGACUCUGAUCCCCUUACUCAUGCUGAGUAGCCGCAGGAAGUCCCAUUGAUGUCCACGGCAUUUUUAUGGGGUGAGGUGCUUAUUCCACACAAGCUAGAGAAUCGGAAUCUGGCCCCACAUCCCGGCAAAGCCUUUGGAGAUCCUUCAAUGAAAGACUCUGUAGACCUGCAAAACACCACUUUUGACCGAAAGGCCUCCUCACCCACAUUCCCUGUGGGUUAUCAGCUGGGGAUAACUGCCCUGCCCUUCCUCCCCCAGGAGUGGUUUCUUUUGUAUGAUUGGAUUUAUGGGAGUUGUGUGUUCAUUUUUAAUUCUAGAGCUCUUAGCUGUAUCUUGUUCAGGUAUCUCUUCUUCAUGUGAUGAUAACCAUCUAACUGGUAUAGAAAAUACAGGAAAAAAGAAAAAAAAAGACUAAACCGUAGACGACUUAUUUGCUAGCAGCAGUGACAGCAGCUUGACUAGAUCCUGCUGCCACCUCAUUUCUGUCGUGUUUGGUUUUAAAAGAUGUUAAAUUCAUUGGGCUGACGUAUUUUAUAAUAAAACAAAUGGAGAAAACACACACACACACACAAAUAAAAGGAGGAAAAUUAACACUGCUAUUAAAUAAAAAGCCAAUGUGAUUUCAUCAUCUCGGAUGUCUACGAGGUAGGAGCGAUUUCUUUGCAGAAUCAUAUUUUUGGAGAACUGGUCCCUCAAUUUGUGGAGGAGGCCCCUGUUCUGAAUAAUAAAGGAUAGUAAA
This is a messenger RNA of Alligator sinensis (Chinese alligator), 9975 nucleotides long. RefSeq names its product synaptotagmin 7 (gene SYT7). Gene Ontology annotation, cellular component: synapse; synaptic vesicle; membrane. The record is from RefSeq and is a predicted model, not a curated record. Gene Ontology annotation, molecular function: clathrin binding; SNARE binding; calcium ion binding. Gene Ontology annotation, biological process: regulation of calcium ion-dependent exocytosis; calcium-ion regulated exocytosis; cellular response to calcium ion. The coding region runs from base 1 to 2040 and encodes 679 amino acids. The transcript has 13 exons. NCBI's taxonomy places the organism in Eukaryota, Metazoa, Chordata, Crocodylia, Alligatoridae.